Amaranthus tricolor (Joseph's coat) is the source of this 2847-nucleotide messenger RNA. RefSeq names its product sucrose synthase-like. The transcript is spliced from 13 exons. Gene Ontology annotation, molecular function: sucrose synthase activity. Bases 105 to 2486 code for a protein of 793 amino acids. Lineage: Eukaryota; Viridiplantae; Streptophyta; Magnoliopsida; Caryophyllales; Amaranthaceae. Gene Ontology annotation, biological process: sucrose metabolic process. The record is from RefSeq and is a predicted model, not a curated record.
AUUCAUUAAAAAAUAUUCAAUUUUCUUGUUUAAUUUCAAACUAUUCAUUUUAUUUUACGUUCAUUGUUUUUUGUGCAACUUAAUUUAUUCAUUAGUAAUCUGUAAUGGCUACUAGUCUUAUGGCACGUUUGGUUCAAACAUUAUCAAUUGAUCGUAAUGAGAUCCUCGUGUUCUUUUCAAGUGUUGAAACUCAUGGGAAAAGAAUCCUUCAAUCUCAGCAACUACUUGCUGAAUUAAAAAAGCUGAAUCUUGCUGAUGGAAUUUUCGUUGAAGUUAUUAAGUCCACUCAGGAAGCAAUAGUUUUACCUCCAUCAAUUGCACUUGCUAUUCGUCAUGGUCCUGGUCUAUGGAAUUACAUCUCAUUUGACAUUAGGAAUGCUGUCUUCACUGAACUCACUACUUCAGAAUUUUUGAUCUUCAAAGAAAUGGUGGUUCAAGACAACUUAAAUGAAAAAUUUGUACUUGAACUGAAAUUUGAGCCAUCCCUUAGAUCAUCAAACAUUCCAGGUCUUCCCAAGUUGAUUGGUAAUGGUGUUGAGUUUCUUAACCGCGACCUCUCUUCUAAGAUGUUUUGUGACAGAACAAACAUGGUUUGUCUUCUUGAUUUUCUUCGAGAUCACCAUCAUAAUGAAAAGUCCUUAAUGUUGAAUGACAAAAUACAGAACCUAAAUGAACUUAAGGCUGCCUUGCUGAAGGCAGAGGAUUAUCUAUUUACCCUUCAUCCUACUACUCCUUACACAGAAUUCGAGCAUUCCCUCCAAGAGAUUGGGUUCGAGAGAGGAUGGGGCGACAAUGCUGAACGAUCUCUAGAUACGAUCAAUCUUCUUCUAAACCUCGUGAACGCUCCUGAUCCAUCCACUCUAGACAAGUUUCUUACCAAAAUCCCUUUGAUUUUUAAUGUUGUGAUUCUGUCGCCUCAUGGGUUCUUCGCGCAGGAGAAUGUCUUAGGCUUUCCAGAUACUGGCGGCCAGGUGGUGUAUAUCUUGGAUCAAGUUCGUGCAUUAGAGGUUGAAAUAAUAAACCAAAUUCAGCAGCAGGGACUCGACAUAACUCCUCGAAUCCUCAUUGUCACUCGCCUGCUUCCAGAUGUGCCGGGCACUACCUGUGGUGAGCGCCUCGAGAGGGUUCAUGGGACACAGAACUGUGACAUAAUUCGGGUGCCCUUCAGAACAGAGAAAGGGAUGGUUAGGAGAUGGAUAUCAAGAUUCGACGUUUGGCCUUACCUAAACACAUUUGCUAAGGAUGUGGAAACUGAAAUUUUCAAAGAGUUGCAAACCAAGCCUAAUUUGAUCAUAGGAAACUACAGUGAUGGAAAUAUUGUUGCCACACUUUUGGCACAAAAACUAGAUGUUACACUGGGAACGAUUGCACACGCACUAGAGAAGACAAAAUAUGUGAAUUCAGACCUACAUUGGAAAAACUUCGAGGAUAAGUACCAUUUUUCGUCUCAGUUCACAGCCGAUCUUAUUGCCAUGAACUAUACGGAUUUCAUCAUCACUAGUUCUUUUCAAGAAAUAGCCGGAAGUAAGAACACAGUUGGACAAUAUGAAUCUCACACAGCAUUCACUCUUCCAGGAUUGUACCGAGUUGUUGAUGGAAUCAAUGUCCUUGAUCCCAAAUUCAACAUUGUACCACCAGGUGCUGAUACGUCGAUUUACUUCCCCUACACCGAAAAGGAGAAAAGACUCGCUCAUCUUCACCCGAUUCUUGAAGAAAUGCUUUUCGGCUUAGUUGAAGAUCAAGAACACAUGUGCGUGCUCAAGAACCGAUACAAGCCAAUCAUAUUCUCGAUGGCAAGACUAGAUCGAGUUAAAAACAUUACAGGGCUUGUUGAGUGGUAUGGUAAGAACAAGAGGCUUCGAGAAUUGGUAAACCUCGUUGUUGUUGCUGGGGAUCGGAGGAAUGAGUCUUCGGACAAAGAAGAGAGGGAUGAGCUUAAGAAAAUGUACGAGCUCAUAGAAAAAUAUAAGUUAAACGGCGAGCUUAGGUGGAUUGCUACUCAACUAAAACGAGAGUUAAGUGGAGAAUUGUACAGGUAUAUAACUGAUACAAAAGGAGCCUUUGUUCAGCCUGCUUUGUAUGAAGCCUUUGGACUAACUGUUGUUGAAGCAAUGACCUCCGGUAUGCCAACUUUCGCUACUUAUCAUGGCGGUCCUGCUGAGAUUAUAGUUCAUGGCAAGUCCGGUUUUCAUAUUGAUCCUUACAAAAGCGAUGAAGCAACUAAACUCAUUGUAGACUUCUUCGAGAAGUGCAAAAUCGAUCCUGCUUAUUGGGAACUUGUUUCGAAAGGUGGACUACAGCGGAUUCAAGAGAAAUAUACAUGGAAGAUGUACUCAAAGAAGUUACUCAAACUUUCUGCGGUUUAUGGGUUUCAGAAGUAUGCUUAUAAGUCAGAUAAACGGAAGGCGAACCGCUAUAUUGAGAUGUUUUUGGCACUAGGAUUUAACAAGAUGGUGGAAACAGUUCCUCUUGCUGUGGAAGAGUAGAUGUGAAGGGAUUUGGUGGACUGUUAAGAGCAUUGUUAAUACUAGGAGGGUGUUAUUAUUACUUUCUAUGUGUUUUUGAUUUUUGUAUGUUUUGAAAUUUUGGUUUCCUAUUUGUUCUUCCUAGAUGGUUUCAACCAAUAGUGUAUUUAUACUAAGAGAACUGAAUUUUAAUAUAAUAAAACCAUAUUAUAUUUGAUUUCCUAUGCAAAACAACUAUGUAUAAUCUCACAUAACUAUAUUUAUUAUUCAAGAUUUGUGAAUGUAAAAGUAAAAGUGCGAGAACACUAAACAUUAUAAAGUAAUAUUGUCAUUAUAAGGUGCAUUGAUAUGAAGCGUGUUGAGCAUGGGAUAGGGUGUUAAA